AUGUCCCAAGAUCUUGGAACAAGGAGACUACUCCCUCAAAGCUCACAAAUGCAGAACUUUUCGUUUGCGCCAACAAACUUUGGCCCAAGAGAAAAUCAAAAAAAUUAUGUCUUUGUUGACGAACACAAUCGCCACAAACGUUUGAAGGUGAUGCGAGCUUGUGAAGGAUGUCGAAGAAGAAAGAUUAAGUGUGAUGCUGCAACAACGAACACCUGGCCAUGCUCCGCUUGCACAAGGCUCAAGUUGGGAUGUGUCCCCCCAACAGUGAACUACGAUCGCGAUUUCCAGCAAAGUAAUCAGACUUUUGAAGCAGAAGCGCCGCAAUAUGAUAAUAGUGGAAAUCCCAGCGGUGGGUACCAUCAGCAAGUUCCAGUACAACAGCAAAUGACAGGCCCCUCAAAGGUGGUACCUCCAAUUUACACACAACAACCUCCAUAUCCCGAUCCGAAUAACAUGUAUCAAUCCAUUCCAUACGGAGGACCCUCGAGUGCACAUAGUCAACAGAGUAUGCAUUAUAAUAGUCUUCAAACUCCAGUCAGCGCACUCAGCCAACAUACAGAAUAUUCGCCACAAGCGGUAUAUCCCACAGCCCCUCUUCAGCAACAGACACAUGAUUCACCGGAAAAUUAUACCCAUAGUGAAUACAGCGGGGAGGAUUUGGCCGACUUGCUAGGAGAACUCAAGAUGAACCCCGCAGGCACAGCUCCAUACUUGAACAACAAGAACAGGACCAGAGCAUUGGUAGAAGAACCAGCUUUUGAAGACAUUGAUGAAUACAAAAACGCUUUACCUCCAAUUACAUUGAGCGCAGACAUGAAGAUCAGAAUACCUCCCGAGUUGCUUCCAGACGAACAGACUAUCCUUCAUUAUUUUGAGAUGUACUUCACCAAUGUACAUCCAUAUGUACCUGUCCUUAACAAAACUUUAUUUUACCAACAAUGGCAUACAAAUCGAGAUGCUAUCUCACCUUUAAUACUGGAAGCCAUUUUUGCAAUCGCUGGAAGACUCGAUGAUGAACCCGCGCAGGGCCAUCAGUGGCUCGCCCUUGCUUCUAAACAUGCCGAUGCUUUUAUGGACGUUCCACGAUUGAGCACUCUUCAAGCAAACCUCAUAAUACUUAAAGCAAGAGAAUCCGCUCCAAAGCGUGGAUAUUAUUAUCGUUCAUGGAUGACUGUAGUCGCAUGUGUUCAAAUGGCCAAGGAUUUGGGUCUAGAUGAGCACUAUGAAGAUCACAAAGCAGGUCGAUCAUGUGGUUCUGAUCUUGCUGACUGCAUUACCAAAACUCGAAUUUGGCAAACCAUAUUCGUUUGUGAAUUGAUGAUCGGUUCUCCACAAGGCCGGACGGAUCUCGCGGUCGACAUGGAAACACUUGACUUAAGUGUUCCCAGAACUGGGAUUGACAACGGAGAACUCGCAAUCACGCGCAAUUUCACUUGGUUCACGCGUGUUGUUCGCAAUGUUCGGAGAAUGAAUAAUGUUUACGCAAAAGUUAAGAAGAGAAAGGAGUGGGGUAUCGAUCCAGAUUUCGUACAAUUGAACCCUUCCUUCGAAACUUGGAUGAAUGAUCUUCCCGAAAACCUACAGAUUGAUUUUCCAGCGGACGGAUCCCCUCCAUGGCUACCUACUCAUUUCAUUGGCAAUCUUCACUCCUACUAUUACCUAAGUAUCAUCAUGCUUCAUCGUCCACAACUCACUUUCAUGGAACCAGGGAUGGACGGGUGGAAACACCAUAUGCUCAUAUGUUAUAAUUCUGCGAAACUUUUAUGCAGACUUCAAGAAAGUGUCUUGCAGUCAUUUGGAUUAACUGGUCUAUUAUGCAUGCAACGGGGAAUCAACUUCACUAUCUAUUGUGUUUUGACGUGCACAGUUCUUCACUUGGUUGCGAUCACAUCCCCGGAUCCAGACUUGAAUUCAGAUGCCCGGGAAUAUUUUACCAGACAUAUGAGAAUCCUAGAAAAAUGUACCAGCUCAUGGCCCAUGCCAGAUAUGCAACAACAGAUUGAGUCACUCAGGCUGGCAUUUUCAGCUGACACUAGGAAACCUUUCGUUCUGAAGCCAUCUUUCCCUUAUGGGAGCCCAGCCGCACCGCCUCAUACUAGUCCUGCAAGAGGAAAUCUUCAACAGUAUCGUCAAGGAAGCACCUCAUUGGAGAGUCAAAAUUUGGGACAUCAAAAUGCCCAACAGCAACAAGUCAGUUACACAAGCCACCCCAUAUCACCACCCAUUUCAGCUGGGGGCGUAGACACGAAAAGUGACUCUCCCGCUGUACAGUCUCUGGUCAUGAUGGCCACUGGUCAAAGACCCCCAGUUCCAAUUACAAGCGGGCUUCAAAUGGCAGACAACUCGUCAUGGAACCCGUCAAGAAUUUUUGACCAAUGGAACAGCACUUUCGGUACGCCUCCCGCUUCGAGCAGCUCUGCUUCUGAAACGACCCCUCCUCUAAAAACUCCCUCUUCAGGUGCACAAGAACUCCCGACACUCCCAGAAAUGCAAAUUCUCCCCAACGUGAGCUUACCGCCGGGCUCACAACCUAUGCCUCCACAACAAUAUUCUGGAGCGCCCAUCCCCUCGUUUGUGAGCCCAAGUAUGUGGCAAGAAUCAGUCGCGAAUGUGUAUGAAAGCGGAAUCAAACGACACUGGGACUACUCAGAUCCAAAUGAGAUGGUAAAUCCGAUCGCAAAACGAAGAGGUUGA
This is a messenger RNA of Botrytis fragariae, 2694 nucleotides long. RefSeq names its product putative lipase regulator 1 protein. Gene Ontology annotation, molecular function: DNA binding; DNA-binding transcription factor activity, RNA polymerase II-specific; zinc ion binding. Lineage: Eukaryota; Fungi; Ascomycota; Leotiomycetes; Helotiales; Sclerotiniaceae. The record is from RefSeq and is a predicted model, not a curated record. Gene Ontology annotation, biological process: DNA-templated transcription; regulation of DNA-templated transcription. The coding region runs from base 1 to 2694 and encodes 897 amino acids. The transcript is spliced from 7 exons.